CAUGGGAUCCCUGCCACUCUUAUGAGGUAGAGAGACCCUUAUGAGGUAGAGAUUGGCACUGGCUGAGACCUCAGCCUGCCAGCCACCGCCGGCCCGAGAUGUCAGGCGGUGACAAGAAUGGGGGCAGCCACUCCAGCAGCAGCCGCCUGCAGAGCAAGAAGCCUCCCAACCUCUCCAUCGUCAUCCCACCUCGGGAGGCAGAGGAGGAGGGCACCCAGAAAGAGGUGAGGAGCCUCCCCCCCUCCAGGGUCCCCAUCUACCGCAAGAGCAAGAGCCUGCAGGAGCCCCGCUGGGAGCGGCGGCCUGGCUUCCGCCGGCAGACCUCCCUGUCCCAGAGCAUCCGCAAGGGCACGGCGCAAUGGUUCGGCAUCAGCGGCGACUGGGAGGGGAAGCGGCAGCAGUGGCAGCGCAAGAGUCUGCAGCACUGCAGCCUGAGGUACGGGAAGCUGAAGCCUGCCUAUCGCGACAUGGAGCUGCCCAGCCAGGAGGUGCCCUCCUUCCAAGGCACCGAGUCACCCAAGCCUGCCAAGAUGCCCAAGAUCGUGGACCCGCUGGCCAGAGGCCGUCCCUUCCGCCACCCCGAUGAGACUGACCGGCCCCACACCCCCCACCACGUCCUGCCCCCGCUCACCCCUGGCGUCGUCUCCUUGGCAUCCUUCAACAGCAUCCGCUCCGGCCACGGCCGCCUGCCACGCAGGAAGAGGGAAUCUGUUGCCCACAUGAGCUUCAAGGCAGCUGCAGCCCUUCUCCGUGGACGCUCUGUCCUGGAGCCGCUGGCUCCCAAGCAGAGGAGCAACAAGAGGAGCUUCCUGUUCCCCAGCUUCAUGGAUGAGGACAUGGUGGAUGCUGCUGAUACCCUGGACUCUUCCUUCUUCAGUAAGGCAAGCACUACGUACUCCAUGCCCGACGAUGUCUUCGAGUCACCGCCCCUGUCAGCCACCUAUCUCCGCAUGCACCCGGUGGGGGAUGAUGCCAGGGUGUCCCCCGAGGGUGUCCGGCUGCCGUCGGCUGCCAGCGGCACGGCGCCGCGGCGCGGCCGGCGCAUCGCCUCCAAGGUCAAGCACUUCGCCUUCGACCGCAAGAAACGCUACUACGGGCUGGGGGUGGUGGGCAAGUGGCUGAACAGGACCUACCGCCGCAGCCUCAGCAGCAUCGUGCAGUCCCAGCUGGAGAUGACCGACAGCCACCGGCCGUAUUUCACCUACUGGAUCACCUUUGUCCACAUCCUCAUCACCUUGCUGGUCAUCGGCACCUACGGCAUCGCUCCCAUCGGCUUCACCCAGCACGUGACGACAGAGUUAGUGCUGAGGAACAAGGGUGUCUAUGAGAGCGUCAAGUACAUCCAGCAGGAAAACUUCUGGAUUGGGCCCAGCUCGAUCGACCUGAUCCACCUGGGAGCCAAGUUCUCCCCCUGCAUCCGGAAGGACCGGCAGGUGGAGCGGCUGAUCCAGCGGGAGCGGGACCGGGAGCGUGGCUCCGGCUGCUGCGUCCAGAAUGACAACUCAGGCUGCAUCCAGACCCUGCCACAGGACUGCUCGGAGACUCUGGCAACGUUCAUCAAGUGGCCAGGCGCCAAUGCACCGGCCAUGGGCUCGGGUGAGAAGAGGACAUCAGGGGCUGUGUGUCACCAGGACCCCAGGACCUGUGAGGAGCCAGCAUCCAACCCACCUCAUGUGUGGCCAGACGACAUCACUAAGUGGCCAAUCUGCACCUAUGAGACCAAAACCAACCACACAGGCUUUGCCCACCUGGACUGCCAGAUAAAGGGCAGGCCCUGCUGCAUUGGCACCAAGGGCAGCUGUGAGAUCACCACGCGGGAGUACUGCGAGUUCAUGCAUGGCUACUUCCACGAGGAGGCCACGCUCUGCUCACAGGUGCACUGCCUGGACGAGGUCUGUGGCCUCCUGCCCUUCCUCAACCCGGAGGUCCCUGACCAGUUCUACCGCCUGUGGCUGUCCCUGUUCCUGCACGCUGGCAUCAUCCACUGCCUGGUGUCGGUGACUUUCCAGAUGACAGUGCUGAGGGACCUGGAGAAGCUGGCAGGCUGGCAUCGCAUCUCCAUCAUUUUUAUCCUCAGUGGCAUCACAGGCAACCUGGCCAGUGCCAUCUUCCUGCCAUACCGGGCAGAGGUGGGUCCUGCUGGAUCCCAGUUCGGCUUGCUGGCCUGCCUCUUCGUGGAGCUCUUCCAGAGCUGGCAAGUGCUGGAGAAACCCUGGAAAGCCUUCCUCAACCUCUUCGGCAUCGUCCUCUUCCUCUUCAUCUGCGGCCUCUUGCCGUGGAUCGAUAACAUCGCUCACCUCUUCGGCUUCCUCAGCGGCCUCCUGCUCUCCUUCGCCUUCCUGCCCUACAUCACCUUCGGCACGGUGGACAAGUACCGCAAGCGAGCCAUGAUCAUCGUCUCCUUGCUGGUCUUCCUGGGGCUCUUCGCCUCCCUGGUGGUCUGGCUCUACGUCUACCCCGUGAACUGGCGCUGGGUGGAGUCCCUCACCUGCCUGCCCUUCACCAGCAAGUUCUGUGAGAAGUACGAGCUGGAGCAGGUCCUGCACUGACCCCGCUGGCUGGGACGGGGCUGGCAGAGGUGUUGGUGGGGGAUGGUCUCCGUGGGGUGGGUCUUCACCAGCACCCCUCCAGGAGAGGGUGGCUGCUCCGGGCACAGCUUCAUCCUUGGGGCUGGGUGGGUUUGGGUUCACCCCUGUCAAGUGUUAGGAUGCAGUGGGGAGCAGGAGUGGAGCUACUCUGCCUUGCUCCUCCUUGGGGCUGCCUCUUGGUACUGAAAAGCCAUAAGCGGUUCGGGGACUGACCUCAGCUUCCACCUGCUGAGAGAUUGGAACUUUUGUAGGUCCACAGCCAGGCUGGGCUCCCAGCCAUGGGCCUCAAAAGCACCUGGGAAUGAAGUUACCAAGGUCUCCUGCCUGCUCUGUGCCCCAUCCUGCCUCUGUGCCCCUGGGGGCUGCAGCUCAUACUGUGAACACAAUCCCCUUUUUUGCAGGGGCACUUUUUUUUUAUCCACAGCUCUUUGGACCGAGGGUUUCCCACAGCUUGGGUUCCUCCUGGCCUCUGCCAUAGCCCCAGGGCAUUCAGAGCUGAGCUUCCAAGGUAUUUCUCAGUCCCUCUCUCACACCUGAUGUUUCCCUGAGGCCAGGGAAAGAGGCUGGUGCUUCCCCACUUGGGCUCCUCGCUGGAUGGAGAGGCAGGACUUGGGGCGUGGGGGCUGCUUCUCCUCUUAUUUCGGUGAAUUUCUCUCUUUGGAAGUGGAGAAGCCACACAUAAGGUGUUUCUAGUAUCACAGUGGGAGGCAAAUGUAGAGAAAAACACCCUUGGGGGCUUGUGUGGUUGCUCCUGGAGCCCACAGACCCCUUUCUGUUCUGUCCCUACUGUUACCCUUUUUCCUUUUUCAAAGUGUAGACUCCCAGGUAACCCCCACCCUGCCUCAAACAGUGCUGCCAGGCUGGGGCAGUCACCUUCUCCUGUCCCUGCCUGCCCCCAGCCCUCUUCCCCAGCAUUUCCUCCUCCCUCCCACUGGCGAUGCUGUGAAGGCAGGUCCUUCCUGGGGUCCAGGUGACUCCUCUGGGCUGGUUUGGAGUCAGACUGCUGCCAGGCUGUCUCUUCCUUGGUAUGUGCUACCCUGGCAGUGGUGGGUCUCAGCACUGUUAAAUAGGGGAAGGUGGGGAUGUUCUGGGAUGAGUAUUCAAGGGCUGGGAGCUUGGCUUCCUCUAACCACAACCACUCUCCAGGUGACCCCAGAGAUCUAUGGCACCUGCAUCCCUGCUUGCAUCCAUCCCUCCAUCCUUCCCUUCACCAUGGGGCAGUUUUCAGCCCUGCUCUGUCCCUCUGGUGCUGCUCCAGCCAAAGACAGCCACUUCACCUCAUUUUGUCUCUUUUUGAUACUUUUUUUUAAAAGCUGUGGGUUUUCCCCCUUAAUAAAUU
Messenger RNA from Indicator indicator, 3927 nucleotides. It is a transcript of the gene RHBDF2, whose product is annotated as rhomboid 5 homolog 2. The transcript has 19 exons. The record is from RefSeq and is a predicted model, not a curated record. Bases 99 to 2549 code for a protein of 816 amino acids. Gene Ontology annotation, molecular function: serine-type endopeptidase activity. NCBI's taxonomy places the organism in Eukaryota, Metazoa, Chordata, Aves, Piciformes, Indicatoridae. Gene Ontology annotation, cellular component: endoplasmic reticulum membrane. Gene Ontology annotation, biological process: regulation of protein secretion; regulation of epidermal growth factor receptor signaling pathway.